GCCAACCAAGUUGAGGCCCCCUCCGGGGGUGGGGGAGGCCCGAGACCCGGAGCGAAUUUCUUUAACUCUCUCCACCCCUCCCCCCACCCGGGCCCUAGUGUGAGGAGAAGGGCCCGGCCCGGCCCGCGUCGUGUGUGAGGAGGAACCGGGCCGGCCCACGGGCCGUGUGGGGCCUGGUCCGGGCCGCCGGGUGUGUGAAGACAGGGGCCCGGAGCGGCCCGGCAGAGGGCGAGCGGAGGGGAGGAGCCUGGUCCGGCCCGGCUGGUGCGUGAGGACUGGGGCCCCGGCCCGGCGCCGCCGCCGCCGCGAUGGCCCAGCAGCAGAUGACCAGUUCGCAGAAGGCCCUGAUGCUCGAGCUGAAAUCCCUGCAGGAGGAACCGGUGGAGGGCUUCCGGAUCACCCUGGUGGAUGAAUCCGACCUCUACAACUGGGAGGUUGCCAUCUUCGGACCCCCUAACACGCUUUACGAAGGCGGCUACUUCAAGGCACAUAUUAAAUUUCCUAUUGACUACCCAUAUUCACCACCUACCUUCAGAUUCUUGACCAAAAUGUGGCACCCCAACAUUUAUGAGAAUGGAGAUGUAUGCAUUUCAAUUCUUCAUCCACCUGUAGAUGACCCACAGAGUGGAGAACUGCCCUCUGAAAGGUGGAAUCCUACUCAAAAUGUCAGGACUAUCCUGUUAAGUGUAAUCUCAUUGCUUAAUGAGCCCAACACCUUCUCCCCAGCCAAUGUGGAUGCUUCGGUUAUGUUCAGGAAAUGGAGGGACAGUAAAGGAAAAGACAAAGAGGAUGCUGAAAUCAUUAGGAAACAGGUGUCAGCCACUAAAGCCGAAGCAGAAAAGGAUGGAGUGAAGGUCCCUACGACCCUGGCGGAAUACUGCAUCAAAACUAAAGUGCCUUCCAAUGACAACAGCUCAGAUUUGCUUUAUGACGACUUGUACGACGAUGACAUUGAUGAUGAAGAUGAGGAGGAGGAAGAUGCCGACUGUUAGGAUGAUGACGAUUCUGGAAAUGAGGAGUCGUGACGUGCUCCUUCAAGGCCCCUGUACUGCCCUGCCGUCUCAGGCCAAAGGGAGGGGAGCAAGUGGGGACCUAGCAGUGGCCCCUCAGCAAAAAGCUAUCACGGGGGUGGGGAAAACAAACACGGCUCCUGCUGACUCCCCUUAUGGAUCUCAGUUUGCUCCUUUUUAUGGACCUCUUAAUGGAGAGAAAGUAAUCCUCCACAGAAUGUCUGAAUUCUUGCAUUCUUUACCCUUCCAUCACUGUAUUGAUUCUUUUUUUCCCCCUUUCUUUAAAUCCAAACUCUUGCCUCACUUCGUCUCUACAAAGCGUUCACAGCAAAACACGUUUGGUCCGUUUUUAGAUUCUUGAAGAAUUAGUCUUUCACCAAGACGUUUAAUGUGUUUAAAGCUGGGAACCCAUUGGGAGUUCACAAGUGCUGCAUAUGCUGGGUAGCAAAAGAAAACAACCACAAAACCCCCAGAAAACAAACUUUUUUUUUAAGCAGAUCUGCCAAGGUUUAGCUGCUCAUUUACGUGUGUGUGCAUUUGUUCAGCCCCAUGAUGGUGAGUUUUGUUUCUUAAGGCUGGGGUACAGUGGGCGUCAGGGACUUUGUUCUGAACCUGAUGAGACAUGUUCCUAAGGGCACAGAACCGUCAGCCUCCAGGAAAUCCUCCUC
Messenger RNA from Bubalus bubalis (water buffalo), 1678 nucleotides. Its product is annotated as ubiquitin-conjugating enzyme E2 R2-like. Bases 309 to 992 code for a protein of 227 amino acids. Gene Ontology annotation, molecular function: ubiquitin conjugating enzyme activity. The transcript has a single exon. Gene Ontology annotation, biological process: ubiquitin-dependent protein catabolic process; protein polyubiquitination. The record is from RefSeq and is a predicted model, not a curated record. NCBI's taxonomy places the organism in Eukaryota, Metazoa, Chordata, Mammalia, Artiodactyla, Bovidae.